UUGCGGAAAACAGUUAUUUUCCCAAGGUAGCUGUGACGACAUGAGGUCGAUAAGCCGAGGACAACACUUGGUUUAUUUUAAGGUUUAACUUUAAAAUAUUUAAUUAGCGAGUGAUAACUCUUGCUAUACAUGUUUACUUACUCUUGUCUGUAAUUACCUUUCUUGAAAAUGGUUAGAAUAAACCAGUCCAUAAUUUUUGAGUUAUUAAACUUCAUUGGUCGUAGUUCUGAAUUACAUUUUGUUUCGUACUUUUUGAUUGGUUUAGUCUUGGCGCAUUAGACUGUAUUUCCCCUCGGUUUCUGACGUAGUGUGAGGCCAGUCCUUUGUUUAGAAUUAACUCUUUUCUUCACUGUUGUUUUUGUCUUCGAACUGAUUACACGUUCUUUUUCGAAAAAUUAGUAGUAGUUUUUGGGAUUCAACAGUAUCCCUACACGUUAAAAAAUUAGAUUAUAUCGGAUAUGAAAGAUACAGCACUGAAAUAAUGUAAAAAGUGGAAAGGAGUGGAAUAAGCACUAUAAGUGGCAUAUAAAUUAUACGUUUUGACUUUAUUUGUGAAAUUUGUGGACUUUGAUUUGUGAAGUGAUAGUUACUGAGUAUGGCCACGGCCAACAAGAGAAAUACAAAAAGACAAGAUUAUAAGAAAAUGCACGAAGGAAUCGAGCUAGACGUUGAAGUGUUUGAUAAUAGUCUAAAGCACCAACCAGUUAUAACAACGAACACCUCAGGCGGGGCCUCCUUAGAACCGGAAGAUACACAAAUGAGUCAUACUAAAGAAACUCAUGGAAAUGGCGAUCUCGCUACGAGCAAGGAAGAAGACGAGGAAAUGCGUCUCAUAGAGCAGGCGAUCGAGGCAGCCGAGGAGGAAAAACAGGAGAUUUUGAAGACAAGAAAGAAGGAAGAGUUACGGGCGCAGUUGCGACGUAAACAACUAGAAGUGAAGCAGCUGAAAGAGGAAGACUGUCACAAAAUCCGUAAAGUUCUCAUUGUUGGGGAUUCCAUAGUGAAGCAUUUACCACAUAUUGAAGGUGUUACUAAUUUGUCUUUUAGGGGGGCAACUAUAGGGAUUCUAUGAAGUUAAACAGUUUGUUCAAGAGAAUUUACUAUAUAAGAGGUAGGCUAUCAUGUUGAACUGUUGCUAUUUGUUUUUACUGCGUUGUGUUCCAUUACAGCUUAAAUGCAUUUGUAUUUACUAAGGAUACAUGAGAUUCAAAAACUAUAGAUAUAAAAAUUUUGGAAACUAUUUGAAGAUCUUUUUCUAGAGACAGAUUUGUGUCUCCAGGCAUAACUUUAUCAUUUCAGUUAUACAAGCUACAUUCAUCAUUCAUUACUAUUUAUGAAUUUCAUGUAUUCUUAUAUUAAUCUUAACCACCUUUUGGCUUAUGACAUGCAUCCCUUUUGUUCUGAUACGAUUGCUUGCCUUACCAUAUUUGCUUUGACUUUGUUUGCGUUGUCUUGCUUGCUUGCCUUAUAAUUUUUGCCUUUAUUGCCUUGUUUAUUUGUGUCGUUUGCCUUAUGUUUAUUUGUCUAUGUUUUGCUUGUUUUGGCUGUAAUUUGGCGGUUUUCAGUAUAUAUUUAUAUAAUUGAUAAUUAAAUUGAUACACGUGUGAUUAUAUUUGGCAUUAAAAUUCAUAUUUA
Messenger RNA from Mercenaria mercenaria, 1635 nucleotides. RefSeq lists its product as uncharacterized. Bases 596 to 1072 code for a protein of 158 amino acids. Lineage: Eukaryota; Metazoa; Mollusca; Bivalvia; Venerida; Veneridae. The transcript has 3 exons. The record is from RefSeq and is a predicted model, not a curated record.